AAUACAGAAUACCUUCUUCUCACGCCCGUCCUUGUUUUCCACAGCUCGUUAAACCCCGGAAUGGGUUAUCUGAGCAGAGCUCAAAAGGCUCUGAAAUCAUCAAACUUUCUGUAUUUUUCACAAACUUCCUCCAAAUUUAGCUGGCUUUCUGCUUUGUUGGGAAGCAACCCACUUUAUGGUAGUCCGAAUUGUCGCCAUUUUGGAUUGAGCCAACCUUUCUGUUCUCAUUCUCGUCAAAACAGCAAAGAAAAUGUCAUAGAUUUGAAUCAGUACCCGCCAGAAUUGAUUAGGAACUUCUCCAUAAUUGCCCACGUUGAUCACGGCAAGUCCACUCUCGCUGAUCGACUUCUGGAGCUCACUGGGACCAUUAAGAAAGGCCAUGGUCAGCCUCAGUACCUCGACAAAUUGCAGGUAGAGAGAGAAAGGGGAAUUACUGUAAAAGCUCAGACUGCAACAAUGUUUCACAAGCACAAUUUCCAUGGUGCAGACAAAAAUGAUACGCAUGAACAACCGAGCUUCUUAUUAAAUCUGAUUGACACACCUGGUCACGUGGAUUUCAGCUAUGAAGUAUCAAGAUCACUGGCAGCUUGCCAGGGUGCCCUUUUGGUUGUAGAUGCUGCUCAAGGUGUUCAAGCACAAACUGUUGCUAACUUUUAUCUUGCCUUUGAAUCCAACCUUACAAUAAUACCUGUCAUAAACAAAAUUGACCAGCCAACUGCUGAUCCUGAUCGUGUUAAAGCUCAGCUAAAGUUGAUGUUUGAUCUUGAUCCUAAAGAUGCUCUUUUAACAUCAGCGAAAACAGGACAGGGUCUUGAGCAAGUACUUCCUUCCGUUAUAGAGCGCAUACCACCUCCUCCUGGGAACAGCAGUUCACCUCUGCGUAUGCUAUUGUUGGACUCCUACUAUGAUGAAUACAAAGGAGUGAUAUGCCAUGUUGCUGUUGUUGAUGGCGUGCUACGCAAGGGGGACAAAAUUUCAUCAGCAGCGACUGGCCAAACCUAUGAAAUUUUGGAUGUUGGAAUCAUGCAUCCUGAGCUCACUUCUACGGGAAUCCUUCUUACUGGACAAGUGGGGUAUGUUGUGAGUGGAAUGCGUUCAACUAAAGAAGCGCGUGUUGGAGAUACACUUCAUCAUAAUCGAAGUGUCGUAGAGCCUCUUCCUGGGUUCAAGCCGGCAAAACAUAUGGUAUUCUCUGGUCUUUAUCCUGCUGAUGGGUCAGAUUUUGAGGCACUCAACCAUGCAAUAGAGAGACUGACUUGCAAUGAUGCUAGUGUUUCAGUUGCUAAAGAGAGUAGCACAGCUCUUGGUCUGGGUUUCAGGUGUGGUUUUUUGGGCUUACUUCACAUGGAUGUUUUUCAUCAGCGGCUUGAACAGGAGCAUGGAGCUCAUGUUAUUUCUACCAUUCCAACUGUUCCUUACAUUUAUGAGUAUUCCGAUGGGAGCAAAGUCCAAGUGCAGAAUCCAGCUGCAUUACCCUCAAAUCCAAAGAAACGAGUUACAGCUUGUUGGGAACCUACAGUACUAGCUACAAUCAUAAUUCCUAGUGAGUAUGUAGGGCCUGUUAUCACUCUUUGCUCUGAGCGGAGAGGGCAGCAGCUGGAGUAUUCAUUUAUUGACAGUCAACGUGUUUUUAUGAAAUAUCGAUUACCUUUGAGGGAAAUUGUUGUUGACUUUUACAAUGAAUUGAAGAGUAUGACAUCUGGUUAUGCGUCAUUUGAUUAUGAGGAUUCAGAAUAUCAACAAUCUGAUAUGGUAAAACUUGAUAUCCUUUUAAAUGGACAACCAGUUGAUGCAAUGGCAACCAUUGUUCAUAACUUGAAGGCACAACGCGUUGGUCGUGAACUGGUGGAGAAACUCAAGAAAUUCAUAGACAGGCAAAUGUUUGAGAUUACAAUACAAGCAGCAAUUGGAUCCAAGAUUAUAGCGAGGGAAACAAUUUCUGCAAUGAGAAAAAAUGUUCUGGCUAAGUGUUAUGGUGGGGAUGUUACUCGAAAGAAGAAGCUGUUGGAGAAGCAAAAGGAAGGAAAAAAGAGAAUGAAGCGUGUUGGUUCCGUUGAUAUACCUCAGGAGGCUUUUCAUGAACUACUCAAGGUUUCAUAGAAGAAUUAUCCAAGAUGAUCAGCCAUAUCUAUAACUGAUUAACUGUUCUUCUUGUUUUUACGUUUAUCAGAUGAAGAUUGUUUUGGUGAGCCUUCAUGGCAGAUACCACUGAUUGAUCGGAACCUGUCGGGAUAGAAAGAAGGAAGGAAAGAAGCAAAUGCAGUGGUAGACUAAACGGAGGCCUUCUCAAGGAACUUUCAAAGAUUUGGUGCAGAUGAAAAGUCAAAAACACUAAAAUGUACUCAUUAGUGAUUUUUCUUCUUUAAAUGAUUUUAUCCUUACAAUUUUGACAGUUUUUUUUUUUUUUUUUUUUGUGUUUUUUUAACCGGAAAUUUUGAUUCUUUUGCAUUGUAAUACAUAGAGGUGCUGGGAAAUUACUCAUGUUUAUUGGGAUAUUGAGGAGGGGUACGUACGUAAAUUAAUUGGUGGAUCUCAAUAAGUUACAUGGAAUAUUACACUUCCAUAAAAUAGGAAUUUUCCCAUUUACGAAUUUUC
Ziziphus jujuba (common jujube) is the source of this 2595-nucleotide messenger RNA. Its product is annotated as translation factor GUF1 homolog, mitochondrial. Gene Ontology annotation, molecular function: GTPase activity; GTP binding; mitochondrial ribosome binding. The record is from RefSeq and is a predicted model, not a curated record. The transcript is spliced from 12 exons. The coding region runs from base 61 to 2100 and encodes 679 amino acids. Gene Ontology annotation, cellular component: mitochondrion. Lineage: Eukaryota; Viridiplantae; Streptophyta; Magnoliopsida; Rosales; Rhamnaceae. Gene Ontology annotation, biological process: positive regulation of translation.